Molecule: messenger RNA, 1999 nt
Organism: Telopea speciosissima
Lineage: Eukaryota; Viridiplantae; Streptophyta; Magnoliopsida; Proteales; Proteaceae
Product: protein NRT1/ PTR FAMILY 6.4
Exons: 5
Coding region: 28-1782 (584 amino acids)
Biological process (GO): response to nitrate; transmembrane transport
Cellular component (GO): membrane
Molecular function (GO): nitrate transmembrane transporter activity
Source: RefSeq, a predicted model, not a curated record
CUGUCUCUCUCUCUGAUACUCUACGCAAUGGUUUCCACGGUGACCCAUCUCAGUAAAAAUGGUGAAAAUGAAGUAACUGCUGUAGACUUUCAUGGAAAUCCGGCAGACAAAUCGAAAACCGGUGGAUGGCUCGCUGCGGGUCUCAUCUUAGGAAGUGAACUCUCAGAGAGAAUAUGUGUAAUGGGCAUUUCCAUGAAUUUGGUAACAUACUUAGUCGGAAAUUUACAUAUUUCCACUUCCAAAUCUGCAAAUAUCGUCACCAAUUUCUUGGGUACUCUCAAUCUUCUUGCCCUUUUCGCCGGUUUCUUGGCCGACGCUAAGCUUGGUCGUUACUUGACGGUUGCAAUCUUUGCUACCAUUACAGCAUUAGGGGUGACUCUGUUAACGUUAGCAACAAGCAUUCCCAGUAUGAGACCUCCACAAUGCAGUAACUACAGAAUCCAACACCAUCAGUGCAUAGAGGCCAAUGGCCAGCAAUUAGCUUUCCUAUAUACUGCACUUUACACCAUAGCACUCGGCGCCGGCGGCAUAAAAUCAAACGUUUCAGGGUUCGGAUCCGAUCAAUUCGAUUUGAAGGAUAGUAAGGAAACGAAAGCUAUGAGUUUCUUCUUCAAUCGCUUCUACUUCUGUAUCAGCUUGGGUUCUCUGUUUGCUGUAACAGUUCUAGUGUACAUACAAGAUAAUGUGGGGAGAGGUUGGGGUUAUGGGAUAUCGGCGGCAACAAUGGUAAUCGCCGUCGUUAUAUUGCUCGGUGGAACUCCGGUUUACAGGUUUAAGAAGGCUCAAGGAAGCCCAUUAGCUGUGAUAUGGGGAGUGUUGUUCUUGGCUUGGAAGAAGAGAAGAUUAAAUUACCCUGCAAAUCCUAGUUUCAGCUUGAAUGGGUAUCUCAAUGCAGAGGUUUCUCACACCCAAGGCUUCAGGUGUCUUGACAAGGCAGCAAUUGCAGAAGACACAGAUUUAAAUGGAAAUGCAAACCCUUGGAUGGUCUCCACCGUGACCCAAGUUGAGGAAGUAAAGAUGGUUCUGAAGUUAAUCCCAAUUUGGUCCACCUGCAUUCUCUUCUGGACAGUUUACUCUCAGAUGACUACUUUCACAGUGGAGCAAGCUACAUUCAUGGAUCGAAAAUUGGGAUCCUUCGUCGUUCCCUCUGGCUCUUUCUCCUUCUUCCUCUUCAUCACUAUCCUUCUCUUCACUUCCUUGAAUGAGAAGUUGUUUGUUACUCUCGCUAGGAAAUUGACCCACAAUGUUCAAGGCAUCACUAGUCUACAGAGGAUUGGUAUAGGACUCAUCUUCUCAGUAGCUGCAAUGGUGGCAGCUGCAAUUGUUGAGAAACAAAGGAGGGAAAUUGCUGUCCAUCAACAGACCAUGGUGAGUGCUUUCUGGUUAGUUCCUCAGUUUUUCCUUGUUGGGGCAGGUGAAGCUUUUGCUUAUGUCGGACAACUCGAGUUUUUCAUCAGAGAGGCCCCAGAAAGAAUGAAGUCCAUGAGCACAGGACUCUUCCUUGCCACCAUUUCAAUGGGAUUCUUUGUUAGUAGCUUGUUAGUGUCCUUGGUAAGCAAGGUGACUAAAGAAACUUGGAUUAUGAACAAUCUGAACAAGGGGAGGUUAGAAAACUUCUAUUGGACACUUGCAGUAUUGGGAGUUUUAAAUUUCUUGGUUUUUCUUGUGUUUGCCAUGAGACACCAAUAUAAGACUCAACAUUUGCAUAACUCUAAUGGUGAGGAGGAGCUCAAAGGUUUUGAAGAUACAGAGAAGAUAGAGAGUCUUGAAAUGAAGGACUGAGCCUAGUUUAUACACAUGCAGAACAAUAAAGGGAAGCAAGUGUUCAUUUAGCCUGCUUAUACAAGACUGAAGUAGCUACAGCUUCAAAUUCAUUCUUCUCCUUUUUGUCUAUUGAAGACAAGUUUGUCGGAACAUACCGAAAAAGCUGUGUUACCAUAAGAGCAGAGACAGAAUGUUGUCACCUGAGAAGAUAAUUAAAUGAUUUGAGAUUAAGACU